Messenger RNA from Podarcis muralis (Common wall lizard), 6729 nucleotides. RefSeq names its product ArfGAP with SH3 domain, ankyrin repeat and PH domain 3 (gene ASAP3). Gene Ontology annotation, cellular component: ruffle; intracellular membrane-bounded organelle; focal adhesion. Gene Ontology annotation, biological process: positive regulation of GTPase activity; regulation of stress fiber assembly; cell migration. NCBI's taxonomy places the organism in Eukaryota, Metazoa, Chordata, Lepidosauria, Squamata, Lacertidae. Gene Ontology annotation, molecular function: GTPase activator activity; protein binding. The record is from RefSeq and is a predicted model, not a curated record.
GCUGGAUCAGGCGCACCGCCUUAGCUCUGCGUUGAUAGGCUGCUGGUUUUUCCAGAGAGGAGGAUCUCCGCAGCUUGGGGAGAAAGGGAACAAGGGCAACUGGGUGCACUUUGUCUUUAACAGGCUCCGGGCCAAAAAUCCGCGCUUGCAGGCUCGCAGGCAGCGGCGGCGUAACAAUAUCCCCACGUGACUGCCAUGAAAGCCUCUGUUCCAACCAGCCAGGCACCGAGGGAGGGAAAGAAACUUACAAGAGGUCGGAGAAGAGGCGCCGCUCGUCAUUUACGCACUAGAGAGAGAAGCCAAACCUCGGGGAUGUGAUACGAAAUUGACCAGAAAGGGCUGGAAAAGACGGAUUUGGCCACGCUUCUGCCCUUCCCUCUUUUCUCUCCACUUCUCCGCGGUUUCGCUUCGCUCUCCUGUCACUCUUAACUUCUUCCUCCUUCCUUCGAAGGCUCCCUUUCCCUCGCCGCCUCUGCCUUACUUUUGGAUGACUUUCUCCCCCACAACCCCAUCUCCCUCCCUUCUUCUCCCCGGCUGCAACUGCGCCCCGAUCUCCAAGGUUACGCCUCUCGCAGCAACAUGCCGGAGCAGAUCAGCGUCUCCGAGUUCGUGGCCGUGACUUCGGAAGAUCUCAGCUCGCCGGCGGCUUCCAGCUUCGCCUCCAAAUUGCAGAAGUGCCGGGGGGCCGUGGUGGCGCUGGAAGAGAGCCUGGAUGGAGACCAAGCCAUUCUCCAGCGGAUCAGGAAAUAUGUGAAAGCUAUUCAUGCUUCUGGGCUCACACAUGUGGAGAACGAGGAGCAGUACAGCGAAACUCUGGAGAACUUUGGCAACAACCACCUUUCACAGAACAAUCAUGAGCUUUCCACGGGAUUCUUGAAUCUGGCUGUCUUCACCAGGGAAGUGACGGCACUUUUCAAAAAUCUGGUGCAGAAUCUGAACAAUAUCGUCUCCUUUCCUCUGGACAGCUUGCUGAAAGGGCAACUUAAAGAUAGCCGGCUGGAUUCCAAGAAGCAGAUUGAAAAGGCCUGGAAGGAUUAUGAGACCAAAGUAGCAAAGAUGGAAAAGGAGAAGGAGCGAGCCAAGAUAUCUGGAGUCAUUCAGGCCGAACCAUCGGCUGCAGAAAUCGCCGAAGACCUGCAGAAGGAGCGCCGCACUUUCCAGCUUCAGAUGUGUGAGUAUCUUCUGAAAGCCAACGAAAGCCAAAUGAAGCAAGGACCAGACUUUCUGCAGAGCCUUAUCAAGUUCUAUCAUGCACAGCACAAUUUCUUCCAAGAUGGCUGGAAGGCAUCUCAGAACCUGUACCCAUUCAUUGAGAAGCUAGCAACGUCCUUACAUGCACUUCAUCAGGUGAAGGAAGAGGAGGUCAAGCAGCUCACUCGCAUCCGCGACUCCCUCCGAGGCAUCCUGCAGCUAGAGAACAAAGGGGAAAACCUUAGCAGGAAGAACUCCGGCAGUGGCUACAGCAUCCACCAGCACCAAGGGAACAAGCAAUAUGGGACUGAGAAGUCGGGCUUCCUGCACAAGAAAAGCGAUGGGAUUCGGAAAGUGUGGCAGAAGAGGAAGUGUGGCGUGAAGUACGGAUGCCUCACUAUUUCGCACAGCACGAUAAAUCGGCCUCCUGUCAAGUUAAAUCUGUUGACCUGCCAAGUGAGGCCUCAUCCAGAGGAUAAAAAGUCCUUUGACCUUGUGACACAUAACAGGACUUACCACUUCCAAGCAGAGGAUGAGCACGAAUGUAUUGUGUGGGUGUCGGUGCUCCAGAACAGCAAGGACGAAGCACUCAGCAACGCUUUCAAGGGGGACCCAGGGGGGUGCAUGUCUUCGGCCGGCAGCAUGGCAGAUGGGGGGCUGCAAGAGCUCACCAAACUCAUCAUUGGCGAGGUGAAGAACAUGCCAGGCAACAGGCAAUGCUGUGACUGCGGAGCCCCAGAUCCCACGUGGCUCUCCACCAACCUUGGCAUUCUGACAUGCAUCGAGUGUUCAGGGAUCCACCGUGAGUUGGGGGUGCACUACUCCCGAAUCCAGUCUUUGACCCUGGAUGUGCUCAGCACUUCUGAACUGCUGCUGGCAGUCAGCAUUGGCAAUGCCAAGUUUAAUGAAGUCAUGGAGGCCACUUUGCCAGUCCCCGUUAGCCCGAAACCCUCCUCAAGCAGCGAUAUGAAUGCCCGGAAGGAAUUCAUCAUGGCCAAGUACAUGGAGCGCAAGUACGUUCACAAAGCGGCCAGGGAUGAGCCUUGCCGCCUCUGGGAAGCAAUCCGGAGCAGGGAUCUCCUGGCUCUGCUUCAGGCCUUUGCAGAGGGCCACGACCUGUCCAAACCUCUAGCCAGCCCCGAAGGCCAGGAACCAGGUGAGCGGGCUUUGCAUCUGGCUGUGCGCUAUGCCAACAAGACCUCCCUCCCCCUGGUUGACUUCAUUAUACAGAACGGGGGAAAUCUGGACCGGCCCACUCCAGAUGGGAGCACAGCCCUGCAUUACGGGGCCCAGUACAAUCAGCCCAACUGCAUCAAGCUCCUGCUGAAGGGGAAAGCCUCUACAAAUGCAGUAAAUGCAGCUGGCGAAACACCUCUGGAUGUGGCGAAGAGGUACAAGCAUGCCGAGUGUGAAGACUUGCUGGAGCAAGCCCAGGCGGGGAAAUUGGCUUCCCAGAUACACUUGGACUACGACUGGGAAACCCCUCAGGAGUUUUCUUACGACAGUGAAGAUGAGCUGGACGAGAAGGUGAGCCCACUGCAGCGGUCUUUUGGGUCUUCAUCGUCUCCGACCACAGGCCAGCCUGCCCUCUUCCCUCCAAACAGGUGGAGUUGCACAGGUAUAGACAUCAGCAACAAGACCUACGAGACCAUCCUGGUCCCCUCACGGCCUGGCCUGCGAAGCUCAAAGAGUGAGGAGACCCCACCACCGCUGCCAGUCAAAAAUCCCACCAGAGGGAAUUCCAAGACAAAACCAGGGCAGAGUGCUUUGGACCCCUCAGAGUCCUUGCCUCAGUCGCCAGAUGUCCCUGAGGGGCGGCACUCGUCCACUUCCAGCGUUCCUGGAAUGCCAGAUGGGGGCACGUCCCGGCAGCCGUCGAACUUCCGCAAUUCUGUAGAAGUCAAAGGCACAGCCUACUGGGAAACCUGCUCUGAAAAGGAAAGUGGAUCCCUGCGCAGAAGAUCGGACCCCAGUCAGGCGACAGCGCUACAGCCUUCUCCUGGGACCUCUCCAGAACAAGGACAAGCCAACCCAGUCAAGUUCAGCUCUGAGAGCACCCGAUCCUAUCGGCGGAUCAGUAGUGGCUCUGUGGGCAAGCUGCCUGGCACCCCACUUUCCCCUCAGAGCUCUGGUUGCCCAGAAGAACUGCCUUCCUGCAAGUCUCCGAUGCUGGCCCAGACGCCUCCCCCUGUGCCGAUGCCAAGAAGGUUUGCCCCGGCUAAGGGACGGCCGAAGAGAGUCAUGGCCUUGGUUGACUGCAAGGGGGACAAGGCUCGGGAGCUGACUUUCUCCAAGGGUGAAGUGAUUGUGGUGACACGGGAAGAGGAUGAUCAAAGUUGGAUCGGUUUCAUUGAAGGCGAUGGCACAAGAACGGGAGUUUUCCCCUCCAGCUUUGUCCACCCGUUGCAAGACUGAUGGGACCAUUUUGUUCACGUUCCAGCUGCAGAGAGGAGUCUGCCUGAGCUGCUUUGCAGACCUAAGGCGGACUCGCCCCAUCUCCUUUGAGCCUGCUCUUCUCCAUAGGAUGCCAUCUGCGCAAUCACUUCCUUGAUCAUAUCCUUGGGAAGAAGCCACUGGCUUUGGCUUGGCUACUGUUUUCAUUGCUGUUGUUGAGCAGGACCAGGAGAAAGACCGGGAGCUCUGCCGAUGUUGCUUGGUUGACCUUUUCUGGCUUCUUUUUGUGGCCUCACGCAACUGAGGUAUCUUCUCGUUGGCUGUGGAGGCUCCAUCUCCAAGUCAUCUCUGCCUCCGUUUGAUUUUCUCGCUCGAGACCAAAUGUACACUUGGGUGGGAUGCAGACUCCUAGUGCAGUGUUUGGUUUUGUAGCAAUCUCGGCUUCUUUUACGACAGCCACGAGGGAUGAGCCCAGCUUCCAAGAGAAAUCUGAAAACAUGCAGCAAAUGCAUAUAUGCUGGAGACUUGGAAAACCAAGCCCAGGCCUUUGGCAGGGCUUCAGAGCUGCUGCACAUCCUGCUCCAGCCCCAUGAGGAUUCAUUUGACCAGUAGAGGUCAAAUACCCAACCCUCAUGGAUCCAUUUCUGCAUCUCUUCAUCCAGUGCAGAGUAUCUUCACAUCUGCUGCGUGCAGACGAUUCUGGGAGCCUUGGUUGGUCCCAGCUGGCCUAGUCAGUUGAGAGUGCCCUUUAGGGGAAGGGCUGCAGCUCAGUGGUAGAGCACCUGCUUUUCAUUCAUAAAGUCCCAGGUUCGAUUCCUGAUGGCAUCUCCAGGAGGGGAUGAAGAAGGCCCCUGCCCAAAGCCCUGGAGCGCUGCUGCCAAUCAGUGUCGACCGUGCUGAGCAAGAUGGGCCAGUGGUCUGACUUUGCAUAAAGCAGUUUCCUGUGUGGCUAUAUCUGUUAAGCACCAGGUGUGCGCUGCUGGAGAAGUUGGAUAAUGGUGUGCAAACUCCAGGGCUUGCCUCCACUAUUCACCUUUCAGGGACUGUGUUCUGCCAGGACAGCCACAGCUUUUCCACAUCUCAUGGAAGCCACUGCCUUCCAAAUGAAGAAGAUUGAUGAAGGGCAGAACUCAUGUCUGACAAAGCAAAGCUUUUCAAAGCGUUGGGCGCUAGUGGGAAGUGAGGGUAUCUGUAGCUCUUCAGGCUGCAAAAUGUCUUGGGGCCCAUAUUGACCAGCCUGUCUGCCAUUAUCACUCACAGAAUUACAGAAUCAUAGACUGUUUUAAGUCAGAAGGGAGCUCUGUCAAUUAGCAAUUAGUACAUGUCUCCUAUUAGCCAAAAUCUGUUUCCUUGUGACUUCCACUCUUUGGCUCUACUCUUGGAGCAACAGAGAACAAAUUGAUUUUCUACAUUAUGGAGCUCCUGAUAACUUCCUGUGGAAUCUGUGAGUUCUGUAGAGUAAUGUUUUGAAACCACUGCUGCUCUCACUUUGGAAGCUUUUCAGGCUGAAUCCAAACUUCUUGUUGUUUGGAUUUGGGCACCAGCCACCACUGGGAAGGCAGGGAGGCCAACAGUAGGCGGACCUAGAGCCAAGGGCAGAUGCAGACAAGUAAUUCUAGUUUUCUCCCUGUCCUGUUCCCUACUGAGUGGUACAGGGGCUAUGGAGGAGGCUGGGAGCCAGGACUGGUUGUCGUUAAGACGACAGGCCAGUGUGGGCUGGCUGAGAGCAGACUGAGGUUGGUAGGGCAGUACGCCAUAAGAUCCAGCCCAAUAUUUUUAAAACUGCUCAGCCAGUUUGGAAAGUGCCCUUGUCCCGUUUUUGAUUCUCUCCUGCCAAGCUAUGAGAAAACCAAUUCUGCAAGUCUGCAGAAUGGUUAAAUUUUGAACAAAAAGGAAAGCAGCUGUGGGAGUUGCCAAAUUGGCAGUUCUCCCCGACAAUGAAAUCCCUCCCCAAAUCCCACAAUUAGGUUUGCAACUGUUUUUAAAAUGUUACUUAAAAAAAAAAGAAUAAUUGUGAAUGUACCACUUCAGACGUUUUAAGAGGUGGAUGGCCCAUCAGAAAGAUGAGUAGAUGUCUGAACCCGUGGGGGUUGUCUUGCUGAUAGGUGUAUCUGCUGUGGAAAUAGCAAAUCCAGUUUGGCUCUCAUGGGUGAAGAACUCACUGUGACUGCCCUUUUAAAUACCACGUCCGUCCUCACCUUCAAAUGCUCCAAUCUGGUUUGACCAGUUUUAAAGAGAAGCAAUAUCACCAUACAUGCUCUGGCCCUUUCCCCAGGGUGUGAAAAGUUCAGGGCAAUCUUUAAACAGCUGGUUCUUUUCCGCAGUGAGCACCCUGCAGAUUUCUUUGCAAAGGAUGCAUGAAUAAUGUGGACGCAUCAGCCAGCGAAAGCUUUGCUGGUUCCAAAACGGAAUCAAACCAGGCCCCAGAUGUAAGAUGAUUUAAACAAGCAAAGUUGUUUUAAGCUGCUUUUUCAGCACCAAGAACAACCAGAGCUGAAUUUAUUAUUUUUGCUCAGCUACCAGCUGUAGAUGAGUAGCUUGGUGGGGAGAACAUCUGCUUUGCAUGCAGAAGGAGGUCUCCGUCCCUGGCAUCUCCAGGUACAGAUGGGAAAGAUUCCCUGCCUUAAACCCUGGAGAGCUGCUACCAGAUAAUAAACAAUCCAUCUAGCUUGGUUUUUAUCUGGCUCAGUGCAAGGCAGGCUUUUAUGUUCCUUUUAAGGAAAGCCUAGUACAUUGGGCAGAAAGUCUACCAGCAGAGUAAGUAUUGUUCUCUCAGCCAACCCCAGCAUACAUUCUCCAGGAAGAAGGGACAUGGGGACAAGGGGCAUUAUGCAGUUUGCUGUGUUCAUGUCUUUCUGCUUCGUUGUCUUGUGCCCGACAGUCCUGUGGAACUCACUGACACAGAAUAUGGUAAGGACUAAUAGGUCAACUAAGGCCUGUUUCAGUUUGUGGGGUUCCUGACCAAAUACAUGAAUGGAAUAACCAUUGAGGUGAUUGGAUGGGACAAACAGGAAACUCCCAUUUUCAUUCUCAAACCUGGAUUUAUGUGUGUAUUCUGUGCACAGAAUCUGGCUUCUGGCACAAAGUAUCACAGAUCUUCCUCUACUUCUUUAAAAGAUAGGAUUCUAAUUGUCUCAAAGACAA